CUUCCAAUAUUCUGCUACAAUUUCCAAGAAGAUCUUCAAUUGUACACAAUCAUCGUCGAAAUUUCCCCGGCCCUUGUGUUGUUGACUUCCAGUGGCUGACGUGAAUCUUUUAGUCAUUUCAAAACUCAAAACCAAAUAAUUCGAAAUGGCUUUGCCUACAAAUGAGUCAUUUGCAUCUGUCAAGUCACAAGAGACUGAUUAUGGAUGUGACCAGGGCCUUCUUCAACGUGCACCAGUUACCACUAAUGUGCAUCCACUCGAAACCUCUGAAAGGACUUAUCGCCAAAGGCAAGAGGAACAUCAAAUGAACUUUGCUGUUAAAGCUUAUGGCCUUGGAUUUGGUUUACACCUAAAACAUCAGAGAGCUGCUGUUGGAUGUCCAUCGAUCGGUCACAUGGGAUGCUUGCCCCGUUCUAAUGCACUCAUCGAUGCCUUAACAGGCAGGGACCUUGAUUUGGAAUUUGAUGAUAUUCUUGGAAUGGACUCCAUGGCAGUGGCUAAUCCUCACUCAGUCAUGGAGAAUCAACAAAAGGCAAAACUUUUCAGAAGCUAAGGAAGGAGGGUUUUAUAUGCUAUACAUACCUUAAUCGUAAGGAAUGAUAUUUUAUUUCUUUGAAUUUUUUUAUAGCAUUGAUCAUUUUUUUCCCUGUACACUUUUGAAAUUGUAAGACUAAUGUUACCUGAUGUUGAACUUUGAGAUCCGGUUACGUCAAAAUAUCUUAAAAAUCUUUUAAACCCUGAGAGAGGUCAAUAUUAAUCACUGUAUGCUAGUGUUUCAGGAAAAUUGAUUAGCUGAAAUUUGUUUUUUUAUACAAUCAAGUAUUUAAUAACUCUAGGUCUAAUUUUGUCCAUUUAUAACUUGAUAAUUUUUUGUCUCUGUAACCAUUAUAAGAUACACUAAAUAAAAGAAAUACAUUU
Macrobrachium nipponense is the source of this 918-nucleotide messenger RNA. RefSeq lists its product as uncharacterized. Gene Ontology annotation, cellular component: nucleus; cytoplasm. NCBI's taxonomy places the organism in Eukaryota, Metazoa, Arthropoda, Malacostraca, Decapoda, Palaemonidae. Bases 146 to 553 code for a protein of 135 amino acids. Gene Ontology annotation, biological process: proteasome assembly. The record is from RefSeq and is a predicted model, not a curated record. The transcript is spliced from 3 exons.